AUGCUUAGAGCAUCUAACGCCCGUCUUUGCAAGGCCAGGCUAUUCAAGAAUUCCGGUGUCGGUGUGAGAUCUCAAUUGAUUCAACGAAGGGGUUUUAUUUGGAGAUCAUCGUACGUUUAUUUCAGAAUCAAGCAAGAUUCAACAACUAGUAAUGGUUACAACACCAGGACAAAAAAUAAAAAUUAUAACAAAGACGGUCAGCGAAAUUCACAAUCCGAGCAUGAUGAGAAUCUCGAUGAUUAUGAGAUUGAUUUCAUUACAUUGACCAGGAAGCCUUGCAAGAGAUCUGGGGGUGAGAUUAACGCCACAAAGAAGAAUAAGAAUUCAAAAAAAGGACAUAAAUCUGCCGUGAAGAGGAGUGAUGAGGAAAAGAACGAAAAAAUUAAUAAGGUACUUGAAAAUUUGCAAAAGAAUAGGAAAUCAAGCAAAGAAUGUCUAAAUGAUACCGCCGCUAGCUCUUAUAUCAGUGUGGGAAAAUCUACUACAAAACAAACCCUGGAAAAUUUUAUGAGACCAUUCAUAGAAAGAAACUUAAGAAAUAAUGAAAAAUAUAACGCUGAUGCUGACAAAGUAGGGGGACUUUCAACAAAUGAAACUCCAAACAGCCCAGAGAAAUCCGAUUCCUUGUUCAAUGUUCGUAAAUUGAAGAGCAAUGUGGAUGAUAUUGAUGACGUGCUAGUUGUUUCAUUUAAAAAUUCCCCUAAAUCAAAGCAGAAUGCUAAGAUUACACCAGAAUCUUCUGGUGAUAUCAUGACUGAUUCAACCACGAAGGACAAAGAUAGCCGCAAAACAAAUAAAAGAUCUGAAUCCAAAGUCAAAAGAUCUGGAAGUAAACAUGUCCAAUUUGAUGAUGUUGCCAUGGAUAAAAAGGAUACUGCUGACCAGGUCAAUGAGCUUAAUAAAAAUCCUGGUAUUGGUGCUGUCGAAUCAAAUGUUGCGAAUUUUGACCGCCAUCACGAAUCUGCCGCUUGCUACCAUGUUGCCCACGAGAAGCACCAUGAUGAGGAUAUACAAGAAAAGAUCCGGAAGCCAGAUGCUAAAUUACUUGGGGAAGAUGGAGACCCAAAGCUAGCUGGUAAUCCUGUAGAUAUUGUCCAGGAGAAAACUGAUGACGGUAUUCAAAACAAGGCUAACAAAAAUGGUAAUACUGAUAGCAAGUUGCCUGAAGAUAAGACAGUGGAUAUCCAGAAUAUGAAAGAAGAGAUCAACAAUACAAAUGCUGAUCAUAAGAAAAGGCCAAUCAAAUUCGAUGAUAUUGAAUUGGAUAAAGUCAAUGUUGGCACAACACCAUCCAAUAAGCACCUAGGCACUGAGGCCCGUUAUACUGAUGAACUUGCAUAUGCCAAGUUAUUUGAAAACCUAUCUCCUUAUGAAGGACCUAAGGUGAACGAUAUGGAGGAGGUUAUGAAUAUGCUCACCAAACCUAAGCAUAUCGUGAUGAAUGCCACGCAUAAAGAUAACAAUGAUACACUGCAAGACAAGAAUGUGAUUCCAUCAGAUGAAAAUUAUCAAAAACUUGAAGCUAUAUUUUCCAGCCCUCAAAAUGUCGCACUAUUGGAAAAUAUUCUUUAUAAUAUUAAAGAAACCAAAAGGCGGGAACGGGAAGCAAGAUUUCGCGAGCUAAGUGCCUAUGAAUGGUCUCGUAACAAAGUGCUUCAUCCAGAUUCAAUUUUCACUAAUGGGCAGAUUUUUGGUGGUAGAUCAGGGAACAAUGGUAUAGAUGGAUACUUUGAUUCAUUCACCAAUUUUAAUGAUCGUGGUUUAACAAAAGCUGAAUUAUUUCCUAGUGCCAGAGAGUCAAUUAAUUCAACCAUAAAUGUUGAAUCUGAACCAACGCAGGAUACUUCAAGCAGUAAGUUUGGAAAGUUUUUAAAGAAGUUUGUCAUAUCAUCUUUUACUGCUAUUGGCGCUGGAUUUGUUGGAUUGGUGGUGUUGGAUGUUACCUAUCCAGAAUUGCUUAAUACAUCAAACGUAAAAAAUGGGAACUUGAAGAAGUAUGAGCUCACCGAAAGAGGUUUCGAAAAGGUGGAAAGUUGA
Molecule: messenger RNA, 2037 nt
Organism: Saccharomycopsis crataegensis
Lineage: Eukaryota; Fungi; Ascomycota; Saccharomycetes; Ascoideales; Saccharomycopsidaceae
Exons: 1
Coding region: 1-2037 (678 amino acids)
Source: RefSeq, a predicted model, not a curated record